AUGUCACUGAGCAACCACCCCAGGGCCUACGGCUCAGCAGCCAUCGCCUUGGCCUUUGCGGCCGGCAUCCUCGUCACCCUCGGAUUCAAGGACCUCUACCCCGACCUCGAGAACCGCUUCCAGCGCAAGCGACGCGCCUCCUCCGCGGCCGGCUCCCCAGCCGGCUCCCCAGCCGCCCAUGGCAAAAGCGGCGCCCCCGCCCUCCUGACACUGGAGGACCGCGAGUCCCAGUCCCAGUACCAGCCUGAGCCUGAGCCCGCGUGGCCCCUGGGCGGUCCUCGGCGCGGCAUCCAGGGCUGCAUCGGCAACACGCCCCUCAUCGAGAUCCCGUCCCUCUCCGUGGCCACCGGGCGCACCAUCCUCGCCAAGGCAGAGUUCCUCAACGGCGCGGGCAACAGCCCCAAGGACCGCGUGGCCCUCAGCAUCAUCGUCCAGGCCGAGGAGGACGGCCUGCUGACCCCCCACCGCGGCGACACCAUCUACGAAGGCACCGUGGGCAGCACGGGCAUCUCCCUCGCCACGCUCGCCCGCGCGAGGGGCUACCGGGCGCACAUCUGCAUGCCCGACGACCAGGCCGUCGAAAAGUCGGACCUGCUGCUGCACCUCGGCGCCACGGUCGAGCGCGUGCCCGUCGCGCCCAUCACCAGCCCCGACCACUUCGUCAACCUGGCGCGGCGCCGCGCGGCCGACCACGCCGCCGCCGCCGCCGACGGCAGCAGGGGCUUCUUCGCCAACCAGUUCGAGAGCCGGGCCAACUGGCGCGCGCACCUCGAGACCACGGGACCCGAGAUCUGGCACCAGGCACGCGGCGACGUCGACGCCUUUGUCGCCGGCGCCGGCACCGGCGGCACCAUCUCGGGCGUGGCCCGCUUCCUGAAGCGGCAGGCCGAGGCUGGCGCCGUCAAGGUCGUCCUCGCGGACCCCCAGGGCAGCGGGCUCUACAACAAGGUCAAGCACGGCGUCAUGUACUCGCCCACGGAGAGGGAGGGCACGCGGCGCCGCCAGCAGGUGGACUCGCUGGUGGAGGGCAUCGGCAUCAACCGCACGACGGACAACUUUGAGGCCGGCGGCCAUCUCAUCGACGACGCCGUCAGGGUGACGGACGAGCAGGCCUGCCGCAUGGCGAGGUGGUUGGUGGACAAGGACGGCAUCUUUGUGGGCAGCAGCAGCUCCGUCAACUGCGUGGCCGCCGUGGUUGCGGCCAUGGGGUUGCCCGAAGGCAGCAAAGUGGUGACGGUCUUGUGCGAUUCCGGGACCCGGCAUCUGAGCAAGUUUUGGAAGAGGGUCAAGGAGAUGGGCUUGGAAGAGGAAGAGGCGUCCUCCGACCUGUUUGUCCAGCUGGGCUUAUCCCGGGACGCCGUGUCUAUGCCUGUAUCCGGGAGCCAGUCAUGA
Molecule: messenger RNA, 1392 nt
Organism: Ustilaginoidea virens
Lineage: Eukaryota; Fungi; Ascomycota; Sordariomycetes; Hypocreales; Clavicipitaceae
Exons: 1
Coding region: 1-1392 (463 amino acids)
Cellular component (GO): cytoplasm
Molecular function (GO): cysteine synthase activity
Source: RefSeq, a predicted model, not a curated record